Molecule: messenger RNA, 2347 nt
Organism: Ictalurus punctatus (channel catfish)
Lineage: Eukaryota; Metazoa; Chordata; Actinopteri; Siluriformes; Ictaluridae
Product: transmembrane protein 74
Exons: 1
Coding region: 584-1384 (266 amino acids)
Source: RefSeq, a predicted model, not a curated record
GUCAAUUCAUCAGCGUGGAGGAAGAGGAGGAAGAGGAGGAGGAACACGCCGCUGUUUUUUCCUCCCUUAAUUACUCCACUACUGACGAUGACAAGGCAGACUCACGCACACGGACCCGCAACGAAAAGGUAGCUCAUUUCUGAUAGGAUUUAUUUAUUUAUUUAUUUAUUUAUUUAUUUACUCAAGUCGUGGGUUUUAUUUCACGAGAUCCCGGAGAUGCUGAAGAUUAAGGAACAUGUCAGCAGCCCACUUUACACGAUUGCGGAAAACACAAAGGAAUAAAGGCAGUUAGUCAUGAAACAGAAACGCCACAUGGGAAAUGUUGCUGAUGGUAGGUGGAGCCACUUUUUUUUUUUUUGCAUGAUGUGUAUUAGUUCAGAAUCAAGUUGGGCGUGGAAAAAGAAGCAUAACACCUUAUCUUAAGAAGAUUAAAACUAGGUAAACAUCUCCCGACAUGCUUAACAUCUUCGAGGACAUUAAAAGGGAGCACAGAAUCGAUCACUAAUUUCGCAAAUGUAAUUUUAAAAAAUAUAUAUAUAUUAUUAUUAUUUGACAGUGAGAUGAGAAGAGCGGAUUAAAAGGCAUGGCUGAGCUCAAGAUCCUCUACCCUGGUCCUGUAAGUGGUCAGCUUGCAAACAGGGACCUCGAGUGGACUGUGCAACACGAGGAAACUUAUUAUCCAGCAUGCACGGAUGAAGCGGCUUUUUUAAUCGAGCGCCGCUUCGAGGCUGAACCGGAUGCGCGCGCGAGACGACAGUUUGGCUUUUCAGCACCACGGACAGAGCCUUUGCUUCUCCACCAGUGGGGAACUGAUGAGGAAGUUCACGUAUGCCACGAUGACGAGUUUGAAACAGGGUUUUCCGAGAUACCUGAUGUAGAAAUACGCAUUCAGAACCCAGAAACCAAUUGUGAACACUCUAGCUCUUUCUGUGAUCCGGAUCUCUCCGAUGAUGAUUUCGCAACAGAACAGGCUGAAAAGUCAGCUGAUUACGGCUUCAUUUGUGCAGUGACCUUUUUGGUGACUGGGAUGUUUUUGGUGGUUGUUUCCUACACGGUCCCUCGUGAUGUCAGAGUGAGUCCUGACAGUGUCUCGGCACGGGAAAUGGAGCAUCUGGCCCUCGAGAAUGCCCGGGUGGGCGCACACCUGGACAGAUGUGUGAUCGCUGGUCUGUGUCUCCUCACUUUGGGCGGUGUAGUGCUCUCCACAUUACUCAUGGUCUCCUUGUAUAAAAGCGAAAUGGUCAGACGGCAAGCUUUUGCAAGCUCCAAGAACUCAGCCAAACUCUACGGGUCAAUCAAUUUUAGAGGCACUGGUAAUCAAAACAAUGUCCCAUCACACCUGUCUCUGGAUGAGGAUGAUGUAAUAAUUGAAAUUUCGAACUAAAACCUGUAUUUUUGGGACUAUGUAUGUUAUUUGACAUUCUUUAACCCCUUAAAGGUUCACCUGAUUAUUCAGAUAUUCAGGUAAAAUCAUAUUAUUAGGAACAUCAUAUUCUGCUACAAUGAAAUGAAUAGGAAAGGUAUGUAGUUAUGAAUGUCAUGCACAUUCGUCUGGGAGUUUAAUGGGUUAACUUAUUACUAAUUCACUAAUUAUUAUGAAUACCAGUGAGCAAGAAAAAUGUGGUGGAUUUUUAUUGAAAUAGUAAGAUUUAGUACAAACAGGAACCCCACCCUUAACCUGAACUUGAUCUCUCAUUUCUUUAUACACAACCUGAAUCAUGUGACUUGGAAGGUAUUUACAGGCGUGUGAUCAUGUUGGAUUGGACCGGGUGUAUGAAGGGGUUUAACAAUUAUGGCUCAGUUUCCCAAAAACAUUGCAGCACAAAGAUCAUCAAUAAUUGGUAGAGCGAACAUCACAUUGAACACUCUUUCUCCAAGUUAAAAUGAUUACUUUACAUUACUUUUAGGAAACUCAACCCAGAACUAUAGAACCAGGACUCGAGAACUACAGAGUGGCAUCAAAACCGUGGUAUUUUUUCAGUCGUGUGUAUCAGUUAACAUCGCCCUUGCAUGAAGCAGAUCAUUAUGAUGUAUACACGUCAUUGUAAAUAUUUUAUGUAAACAUGUUUUCUUGUAGUAACAGGUGCAUCUUAUGGUUGAAUCAGUAACAUACAGUGUGUCCUCUAGUCCAUUUGUGCACAUACACAUACAGCUCUAUUUUAUAUCUAAUCUUAUGACAGCAAUGGUGCAUUCUUUUGUUUGGUAAUUUUAUACGACAGCCUGUCAUCAUUUAAAUGCCACAUCUCCAAGUCAAACAAACCUCUGCAUUUGCAUGCACAUAAUCAAUGUGUACACAUUUCUAUACUCAGCCUGAGUCGUCUUGAGCAGUCUACAUUAAUAAACAGUG